AUGGGUAAGCACAAUAAGGGAGGCGGGAAAUCAUGGGUAAGGGGUGGCUGGCAGCAAGGGAACCGCGGUAGCGGCGGUGGUGGUGGCAGUGGGAGGGGGAAGCCCGGCAGAUAUGGAGGGGGCGGCGGCGGCGGGGCAGGCUACGGAAUAUCGCCCACCCCCACAGCAAGGGCUUACGGCCUGCAGCAGCAAGCGAGAAGAGGGGGAGGAGGUGGUGGCGGCGGCUGGGCCGGGUCCAGCAAGCGUGGUGGAGGUUUUGCACCGACCAGUCAUGCCGCGAGAGAAUCUUUCUACUCGCAGAAGCAGGGCCCACCGCGAUGGCACCAAGAAGCUGGGCUGCCACCAAUAUCCGACUCGUUGCACCAACAUCAGCAGCAUCAGCAGCAGCGCAGCAUUGGAGGUUACCAAUACUACGAGAGCAGGAGCAGCAAUGGCGGCGGCGGCGGUGGGAGGCACACCGCGCGCGACCUCCUGUCCCCGGCGUUCUCGCAGAACUCUUCCCGCCGCCGCAUUGAAUUCCACAAGGCCACCAAGCCUUCGACAAUCUUUUCUCCCUCCGGAGGACCUACUACUUCAGCGUCUUCUCCAAACGUCGACGAUAGAACCAGGGCGGGUGGCCAGAAGCCGAGGACAAACGCCGGCGAGGGCGCAGGGAGUAGGGAGGGAGUGGCGGGAGGUGUAGACGACCUUGCCAGGCUAGCGGAGAAGAAGAUAGGGCUGCCGCCUCCGGGCAAGGAGCUCUACCUCGACUCUAAGAUCAAGGCAUGUCUCCAGUGGAAGCAGGUCCACAGGAUGGGACCGGGGCUCCGCAAUCUGGGCAACACCUGCUUCCUUAACGCCACCCUGCAGUGCCUCAGCUACCUCCCCCCGCUGGCCCAGCACCUCCUCAAUGGGUUCUACGGUCAUGGCCCUCAGGGAAUCGCUUCAAGGGGCCCCCGUCCAAUGGGAGGCUUCCGGGAGUUCACGAAGGUGGAGAUACUGGCGGCGAUGGAGCAGCACACGAAGCAGGUGCACCAGGGGCAGUUCACGGGGCUGGGGGCGAUCAGCCCAAAGGUUUUGGUUCAAAACCUCCGUAUGAUCGGGAGACAGUUUCGCCAGGGGAGACAGGAGGACGCCCACGAGUUCCUGCGGCACCUCCUAGACAAGAUGGUGGACUGCUACCUCAAGCGCAAGGGGGUCAAGUCUUCCGCGCCCAGCAGGCUUGCCGAGACGACGCCGAUCAACCGCAUCUUCGGAGGAUACCUCCGCAGCCGGCUCAAGUGCACUAAGUGCGGGCACUGCAGCGACACGUUCGACCCUUUCAUGGACCUGUCCAUGGACCUCUCGAGGGGGGUGCGAUCGAUAGAGGUGGCUCUGAGGCGUUUUGUCGCGACAGAGCGGCUGGGUUCCGGUAACGAGUGGCGGUGUGGUGGGUGCAAGAAGCCGGUUCAGGCGGAGAAGAGCCUCUCGGUUUUCAAGCCCCCGAACGCGCUGGUCCUACAGCUCAAGAGGUUCGUCUUCACCCGCAAGGCAAGCAAGAUCAAAGACCACAUCCAGUUCGCCGAUGUCCUCAACCUCUCCGUCUCGGGACCGGAGCGUUCCGCGCUGUACGACCUCACGGGGGUUGUCGUGCACGCUGGGGGCUCGAUGUCGUCCGGCCACUACUACGCCUAUGUGAGAUCAUGCGCCGGGAUGUGGGCUAGGAUGGACGACUGCUCCGUCUCGAAGGUCAAGAGGGAGACCGUGCUCAGGGAUCAAGCCUACGUCCUCUUCUACACUCGGCGUCCGGCUCCACAGCCCGUCGUGGCUAGCAUUCCCCCCGCGCCGUCCCUCUCCCCCGCGGUUAAGGUUUCAAGCACAGCCUCCGCCGCUGUGGCUGGAAAGCCCACUGCAACGGCAUCUACAGCCGUUCCUGAGACGAAGCGAAUAAAGUUGGUACCCUCGCCGGAGGGGAAGGGGCUCGUCAGUGUGUCACCUCGCCAAGGAGAAGAACGAUGCAACGGUAACCGCGGAGGCACUUCGGCGGUGCCGGCGACGGAGGCCGAGUCAGGCGGGGGACCGAUCAAGUCCCCACCACCGCGUGCCGUGCCCCCAUCAACACCUCUCCAUCCCGCAGUCAAGGCUAUCGCCACGACCACCACCACCGCCCCAGCGACGACGACGACACCCGUUACACCCGCUGGUGUCCCGCCACCAGCAACAGCCGGCGCCGCGACCUGCGCGACUAUGUCAUCGCGAGUAAACGGAGGGCCGGCGGUCGCGAGCUCUGUCCCGGUGGAAGCGGCGACAAGCGGCGGUGGCAAGGCGGCGGCGGCGGCGGCGGCGGCGGCGGCGGCGGCAGGGGCAGGGGCGGGCAACGGAGGCGGGGUGGUGGCCCCGUCUCCUCCGGUGGUGGUGGUGGGGCCGGCGGCGGCGGCGGCGGCGUCGAGCACCGAGAGCAAGGGUAGCAGGAAGCGGAGGAGGAAGAGGGAGAUGGUUGAGGCGGCCGCGGCGGCUGCUGCCGCUAGCGCGACGGCCGCGGGAUCGGGACAGCUCGGAGACGGCGGCGGCAGCGGCGGCAGCGGCGGCGGCGGCGGCGGCGACGACAAAGUCGGUGGUGAGCGCGGAGAUGUAGAGAGCUGCAGCAAGAGGCAGAAGAAGCAAGACGGCCGGAGUCCACACGAGGGGCAAGGCGGCGCGGCGAAUGACGGUGCUGGGAGCAGUCGCGAUCACCGCGCGAACGGUGGAAGCGUGCUCGAAGGGGUAGAGGGGCAUCAUCAUCUUGCCGCGAACGGUACGCCCUCCGGCGAACAGAAGGUAGCGGCAGCACAGCAAGGAGGUGGCCACCAGGAAAAUGGGGUCGUGGCCGGUGACUCGAGGAAGGAGCUGGAGAACGGAAGUAGUAGCGGGAAGGAUACGAGAGGAGAGGAACGGUUGAACGCCGGCGAGGAGGAGGCGCACGAAAACGCCGCCGACGCCGGCGAGGUGGAAACCCCCGGCGGCAGCAGCAAAAAGAAGCGCAGGAAGAAGAAGAGGAAGAAGCACGAGCAAGACCAACAGGCCGGCGGUGGGGAGGCGGGAGUCGUAGGAGGCGGCGAGCCAGCGGCGGACCCCGUGAUCGCGGCCGGCAAGCGUUCCCACCAAGAGGCAACGGCGGGCGUGGACGUUGGCGCCACCGCCAUGAACAACAAGAAGCACAAGAACGGAGAGGGCACCUGCGGCGAGGGUGAGAGCCGGAGCGCCUCGGCCAUCUCUGGUGCCGGCCUUGAGUCUCGCGAAUCGGCGACGGAGGGAUCGGCGGCCGUGGCGGCGGACGCGGCAGCGCCGGCGGCGGUAGGGGACGCGAACGGUGGCGGGGACGUUGGGGGGGAAGGCGCGGAGGCAGGAACUACUGCACCAUCGGUCUCGGUUGCGGGAAAGGAUGAUCUCGGGACCCCGGCUGAUGCCGCAGCUCCUCACGCCAUGCCAGAGGUGACGGGCAACAAGGCGCUUCACCGCUUGGCCUCCGCCAAGGAAUUGCAGUCGGGGCUGUCCCGGAAACAGGCGGCGGAGGAACACAAGGAUAACAUCUCGAGGGCGUCAUCUUUCUGGGACCGCUCGUUGGACAUGGGCAAGGUCAAGAAGGUGAAGGAGAAGAAGGACCCCCAAGAAAUGUCCGCCAGCAGCAGCGGCGACGCCUUCCAGGCAAAGCAGGAGCAGAUGCACGGCCAAGCCAAGAGGCGGGGGUACCGUGAGGAGAAAGACACCCCUAGGGGGAACCACGCCAGAGGGGGGAGGGGUAGACGGGGCAGGGGCGGCGGGCGGGGUAUGCGUGGGGGCGGUGGGAACCGGGGUGGGGGCAAGCGAUGGUGAAAGCAAUGAGAGGGGGGGGCUCCGAGGAGCCGUAAGGAGCUAGCCCACCACCUCGGUGUAGACAGAAGGGCUGUUUGCCGCGCCCCGCGCGUGCGCAAAGCAGGUCUCGGGGCUUGUUCAGCCCUGCGUGUUGUCUCUGGGCACGUACGUGUUUAGUGUUCUCGUUGUUGCUGGCAUCGAGACUGCUUGCGUCUCUUACGGCUUGGAGUAUAGCACCGUGAGUUCCUCGGUUGUAUUGACAGUAUGCCUCUGGUGCUGUGGUGCGGUGUGCACGUUUUCCCCAUGGUGUCGGACGCCGGGGUGUUGUAGCGGCGCCAGGCGUGUUACCUAUGGAACGAUGCAUGAAUGGGAGCAGUGCCGACAUGCUGUGUGUCUUUGCCCCGUUUUUUUUUUUUUCUUGUGUAGUUCCCUCUGUUGUGUCCUCUAGGAAUCUCUCAUUUUCAUGAGUGGUUGCCUGUCAAACCGAUGUGUAUGCUUGCUGCUCUCUAUCGGCCGUGCUAGGUGGGCUGACCAAUGGAAAGAAGCCAAAGUCUUGCAGUUAGGGCCAACCGUGGCGUUUUGUAGUCCGCGGACCCCCCUCCCCCUACCACUCGCGUGUGUUUUCUCCGGAUGGCAACGACCGCGCUAGCCAACGAGAUGGUGUCAGUCGUGUGUACGUGCGCGUCGACAGUUCUCAUCCGGUAAUGUGCGCGUCUGGUCGUGGAUGAUAAUUUGUUUGGCAUAAGACGCAUGCAUCAACUCUUUGCUGGUGGGGUAGUGCAUGGCGAACAAGUCUCGGUCGCGUGCUACAAUGGCAAAGAAGAAGGGAUGUGGUGCCUCUGCUCACGAAUUAUAUUGUACCUUUGCUCACGAAUGGCGAAAAUCUGCCGAAACGGAGCUAGAGAUUUAGGGGGAUGAAAUCGUAGCGUGUAGCAUUAAGGGCGGGAAAAAAUGUCACCUUGGGAGUAGCAAAGCAGUUGAUAUCAUGGACGACGUGGCUAGUCUUUACAACGGAGGGAGGUGCGAGGCGAGACGGUGCAUCCACCGGAAUAUCUGUUCGCGCGGGACUGUACCCGUAAUGUCUUGAGUAGCUUGAUCAUCACCAAUGCUUUUGUGGUGCGAACCUGGUUUUAUGUAAGUUCACGUUGUGGGUGUGCAAUCGAUCGUGCGUGGAGUACUCGUCGAUGUUCGCACGAAUAGGUUCACCAAGGUGAAAACAGCUCUUCUUGUUGUGUUGAGUAUUGCCUUUUUUGUUGUUGUGAAGAGCUGUGGACGGUCGUCCUCACACACUAAGUGAAUGGGACGGUUGGGUGUGCGUGCUUUUGAGUGUUGAGAAGAACUAACGAUAAUGGACGCUUUUUAUAGCCGCCCCCUUGAUCCCCAGCACGUCUUGCGAACCCACAACAGCACAAAGGGGGGCUUCGUGUUUGUUUCCAAUGGCGGUGUUUUUAUGUCCUGGAUAAUUUUAUUGGCUGGGACAAUGAUCAUGUGUUGUCAGCGUCUGCCUCUAUUGUUUUUUUGUGUUUUUAUCGUGGGAUUUUUUGUUUUCGCUUGUUCGCGUCUUGGCAUGUUAGCGGUAGAGAGAAUUCGGUAUCCGUGAGUGAGUUCUUUUUGUGGUGCAUGCGAACUGGGCGGGAGAGAAAAAAGCCAACAAUACCGACAUUUAGCAAGAGGCGUGGGUUGUGCUGCCUGCUUCUGAAACCAGCGCCACCCAAAAGAAAGGUGUGCAGGAGUUGGCGAGAAUAGAUUCGGAAGACUAUUGAGACGGUGGACUCGCAGAAAAGCGACAAUCAGUGACGAUGUGGACAUUGUUUUUUUCUUGUAACAUAAUCCAUCUCUACCCAUAGACAAGGGGCUGGGGCUGGUAACUUUUCUCCUUUGUCGUACCGUGUACUCUGGGCGUCGGUU
This is a messenger RNA of Ectocarpus sp. CCAP 1310/34, 5697 nucleotides long. Lineage: Eukaryota; Phaeophyceae; Ectocarpales; Ectocarpaceae. The record is from the annotation of a GenBank genome assembly.